Molecule: messenger RNA, 810 nt
Organism: Zasmidium cellare ATCC 36951
Lineage: Eukaryota; Fungi; Ascomycota; Dothideomycetes; Mycosphaerellales; Mycosphaerellaceae
Exons: 3
Coding region: 1-810 (269 amino acids)
Biological process (GO): conjugation with cellular fusion
Cellular component (GO): mating projection tip; membrane
Source: RefSeq, a predicted model, not a curated record
AUGCCGAAUGUACGCUUCGCAGUCGGCAUCCAGAGGCUGAUUCCCUUUCUGGGAUAUCAUCAUGUCUUGAUGAUCUUGAUUGCGAUUGCGAUCAUCCUACUUUCAUUACUCUUGGCAGGAUGCUCGUCCUCGUCACCUUUAAUACCGGGCAUCUUCCUCAUAUCCUUCUACUACGAGAUGUACACGCCAACGUACGAUCCUACACAAGUCAACCCAGGAGUGACGGCGGCGAUAGCGAACAUCGUUGGUGAUGCGGGUCUCGAAGUAAGAGUGGGAUACUUUGGAUUGUGUGUGAACGCAGACGGUGGAAGCUUCCUGUGCUCGAACAAUGCGACCUUGUUGGCAGAGCAGGUGACCAUCGAUCAAGAUCCACUCAAUCUGAUCUGGGUCGCAAACACAUUCAAGAACAGUGUGGUGUUUCCAUACCUGCUCAUCGUCGCCAUCGUCCUCGCCUUCAUCACAUUCCUCCUCCUCGCGACCUUCCCGGGCUGGCACGAAGAGCACGACGCACGAACCGGCAGCGAUAUCGACAUCAAGCCAUUCCCCUCCCGACCGGUCUCACAAGUCGCCCUUGCCCUCAUCUUCAUCGCCUCCAUCUUCGUCCUCGUCAGCGUCCUAUGGCAACACACUGCAUCCGUAGCUGCAGCACAAAUAACGCAAGACUUCGGAAAUGGAAGCGUCAAGAGUGGUGUGGGCACCAGUGCAAUGGUGUUGGGUUGGUUCGGAUUUGCAUUGCUCAUCAUCGUCACGAUCGGUCUACUGGUCAUGAUUCUGAGCAUACACUUGCUGGAUCGAUUGACGGAUGAAUGA